UUUUAAUUUAAACCAUUCUGAUAUUGAAUCGAUAAUGUCGUAUGUGAUACGAAACUAGUAAGGGGCUUAGGUGACUCCCAAAACGUGAAACAAAGAGACAUUAAAUUGUCAGGUCUAUCAUAUUGUAAUCAUAUCGCAACUGCAUGUAUGUUCAAUCGAGUCGCGUCGUUGCGUGUCACGGUGUACUAUAGUAUUAUCGCAUCGACAAAUGACGCAUGGAGCGAUUUGUCACUUGUCUGUAAUGUUAAUCGGUUUAAGCUUCUUAUGAUAUUCGUUGUAAUGUCAUUAACAACAAUGUUAAUGGAAGGAUUAAAAUUGCUUUAUUUCUACCCAAUUAUUGUUCUCUUCAACAUCGGGGUAUUGAAUAGCAUUGGUGGAGGUACUUACAUCGAUACAAGUACUGCUUCAGAUGUGUUUUUUGAAAUUAUAUAUCCACCGGAAUUGGAGUAUACAUAUAAAUUAAGGCCCGCGAAAGAUUUUGGAGCGCCAUUCAAUGCAAGUUUUUUGGAAGAAGGAAUCCCUUUAGUUCCAACUGACCCUCCUCAUGGCUGUCAAGUAGCAAAAAAUGCCAAAGAAUUAAAAGGUAGAAUUGCAUUAGUUGAGAGAGGAGACUGUAGUUUCUUUGCUAAAAGUAUAAUAGCUGAAAAAGCUGGGGCAAAAGCUGUAAUCAUAGCAGAUUUUCACCCAUCCUCUAUUAAAGAAUCAAUAACCAAUUCUUUAUGGACUGAGUAUUAUUAUAUAGACAUGAUACGAGACGAUACUAUUCCUUCAACAAAGACGGUAAACAUUCCUGCUGGAUUCUUGCUUGGUAGGAAUGGCAAAAUGAUCCGGCAAACUCUAAAACGAUUGAAUCAACCAUUUGCCUUAAUUAAUAUCCCAGUAAACUUCACUUAUUUGGAUAAAUUGCACCAACGCCCUUGGUUAUUUUGGUGAUUAUCAAUAAGAUUUUUCAUUGAUUUUCAUAUAAUGAAACAAACGUAUUGAUUUACAAAGAAUUAGAGUUUCAAAAGUACUAAAAACUAUGGGGUUACUUGUAAUCAAAGUAAUUAUAUGAACAAUUUAUUGUGCAUUGUACUUGUAAAAGAUAAGAAAUGCAAUCUUAUACAAUUUAUUAAUUAUUUUAUAAGAGAUUUAGUUUCUCUCUCUAGCCAUUUGAGUGCUUGAGCAUUUUCUGGCCCUUGUAAUAGAGGUUUUAGAGUAUUCAAACAUUUUGUAUGAUAAUCAUUUAGAUAUUGAAUCUGAAAAAAGAUUUGCAAUCAAUUAUCUUAAGGCGAUUAAUAUACAGAAAAUAAAUCGAAUCUAUACCUCAUUAUCUGUUAAUAAGGACACAUCAAGUAGCUUAGUCUGUAUAGGCACCAGUGUAACAGUUUCAAAUGUAAGAAAGCCACGAUUCUUAUGAUUGUAGGGUGUGUUUGCCUUUACUACCAAUUCUAUAUUUUCCAACCUAAUGCCAAAUUUCUCAUCCUCAUAGUAUCCUGGUUCUAAUAAUUUUACCACAUGUAAUGAUUAAUUAUUAGAAUAUAGAUAUGUACGUGUAAUGACAAACAAUACUUUAACUUUAUACCAUUUGAUAAAAACAUCCCAGGUUGUAAACCUGGAUCAUCAGGAUAUGGUUUCCAAGAAAUACCAAUUGGUCCUUCGUGAACAUUUAGAUACGAACCUAUCCCAUGUCCGGUACCGUGAAGAUAAUUAAGACUGUAAUUGUACAUUUAGAUAUAAAUAAAUAAUAUUUUCCAUUUUAUAAGCAAAA
Molecule: messenger RNA, 1750 nt
Organism: Bombus terrestris (buff-tailed bumblebee)
Lineage: Eukaryota; Metazoa; Arthropoda; Insecta; Hymenoptera; Apidae
Product: PRADC1-like protein
Exons: 3
Coding region: 148-933 (261 amino acids)
Source: RefSeq, a predicted model, not a curated record